This is a messenger RNA of Carcharodon carcharias (great white shark), 2600 nucleotides long. Its product is annotated as interferon regulatory factor 2-like. The record is from RefSeq and is a predicted model, not a curated record. Lineage: Eukaryota; Metazoa; Chordata; Chondrichthyes; Lamniformes; Lamnidae. Gene Ontology annotation, cellular component: nucleus. Gene Ontology annotation, molecular function: DNA-binding transcription factor activity, RNA polymerase II-specific; RNA polymerase II cis-regulatory region sequence-specific DNA binding. Bases 492 to 2219 code for a protein of 575 amino acids. The transcript has 19 exons. Gene Ontology annotation, biological process: immune system process; regulation of transcription by RNA polymerase II.
CGGAGGCAGGGGUCGCAUGCGCGGUGCCGGCCGGACGGGUGAAAGGCGGGAUCGCAUGCGCGGUGCCGGCUGGAGGAAGGGGUCGCAUGCGCGCUGACGGCCGGCGAGAGAGAGAGAGAGAGAGGUUUGAGCGACCGCCGCUGCCGCCGCCAUCGGAGCUGGAGGAGGGAAGAGGGUGAGCCGAUCAGACCUCUCGGGACCUUGUUAUCCACUCCGACCACACAACAUCCGAACGCUUUGUAGUCACCGGGCACCGUAACCGACCCGUGGUCCAGGCCCCAUUUCCCGUCUCUGCGAAGCCCUUGGUGAGAUGGUCACGUGAUUUCUUGGAAAGCCUGUGACUGAGGCGAGUCUAUAAAGGGAGAGGGCGGGAGUCUGGAGGUGGUUUUUAAACAGCUCGAGCGAGCCGGGCAAGGCUCUAACAUUCUCCUGGAGAGAAAGCAGCUCCUCCUCGACCCACCCCAGCUGCUGCUGGACCGAGAUCGGGGGAAAUGAUGACUGGCGUACCGAGCAGCACUCCCAAGCUGAAGCAAUGGAUGAUCCAGCAGGUGGACAGCGAGAAGUACCCGGGCCUGGUCUGGGAGGACCGCAAGCUGGGAAUGUUCCGGAUCCCCUGGAAACACGCCAACCAUCAGGACUACAGGCACGACAAGGAUGCCGCCAUCUUCGAGGCAUGGGCCAAGUUCAAGGGGGCGUACAAAGACAGGCACAGGUUGAACCCGAGGACGUGGAAAUCCCGGCUGCGCUGCGCUCUCCACAAGAGCAGUGAUUUCCAGGAGGUGCCCCACCGCUCGCAGCUCAACACCUUCGAGCCCUACAAAGUCUACCAGAUCGUCGAGGACAGCACCGAGAAGAAGAGCCCACCGUCGACCGUCCACCUGAUCACGGUGAAAGUGCAGGGGUGCGAGACCGUGGGAUCGAAGGACCCGCUGCACAGCUCCCCCAGCAGCCCGCUAGGAACAACGGAGAAGGCAGUAAGUGACUCUGCUGUUCCUGUUUCCCAACAGGCAGGAAGUGACGUCCCUUCAAUCGAUUCCCAGCAGAUGGGGAGUGACAGCGGCUGCGAUCCAAGUUCUGGCUGUGAAAUGUCCGCCCAGGAAGAAGGUUCCGGUGAAACCACCCCACUGGAGGGGAGCCUGACCCCCAGCACUGAAGAGAGCCUGCCCUUGGCCGGACCCCUGAGCACAGUGAAAGUGGAGGGCUUAGAGUGCGUUGGAAUGGAGAUCACACAGCCCAGCUCCCCCAGCGGAGAGCUGGGGAUGACUGAAAAGCAGGUAAAGAGUGAGGAUCCUUCAAUCGAUUCCCAGCAGAUGGAGAGUGACAGCGGCUGCGAUCCAAGUUCUGGCUGUGAAAUGUCCGCCCAGGAAGAAGGUUCCGGUGAAACCACCCCACUGGAGGGGAGCCUGACCCCCAGCACUGAAGAGAAGUCACCAUCACCCAUUCCCCUGAGCUCAGUCAAGGUGGAGAGCAGCGAGAGUGUUGGAACAGAGAGGUCGCAGCCCAGCUCCCCCAGCCCCCAGCUGGAAACGACAGAGCAGCAGGCUAACAAUGACGGUCCAGCAGUCGAUGCACAGCAGGUGGAGGGUGACUGCAGCAGCCAGCCCAGCUUUGGCCCCGAGGUGCCUGCUGUUCCCGAGGAAGGUUCCGGUGAAAGCGCCUUGCCGGAGUGGAGCUUGACCCCCAGCACAGAAGUCACAAGGCCUUAUACCACCAGCAUCGACAGCCCGGUCCCACCGAACCUGCCAGAGAAAAGCGACACUUCUCUGAUGCUCAUGAACAAUUACACCUUCAACAUCGGCAACCUGACGCCGGCAAGCCUCCCAGAGACAGCAGCCGCGAACGUUUACACCAUCAACAUCAACAGCCCGGCACCGCCGAGUCUGCCGGAGAAAGUCUUGAACAACUACACGAUCAACAUCAGCAACCCGACACCGCCCAGCCUGCUGGAGAAAGUCCCGAACAAUUACACCAUCAACAUCAACAACCCGACACCACCAAGCCUCCUGCAGCAAGCCCCGAACAAUUACACCAUCAACAUCAACAGCAGCCCGACACCACCCAGCCUCCCAGGGAAAGUCCCGAACAAUUACACCAUCAACAUCAACGACAGCCCGACACCACCCAGCCUCCCAGAGCAAGUCGUGAACAAUUACACCAUCAACAUCAACAAACCAACACUACCCAGCCUGCCAGAGAAAGAUGUGCCAAGCCCCCCCUAAUCCCGCACCGGCCUCGACGGACGACAGUCGCCAGGGGGAGGAAGCAAGAAAAUUGAGUUUGAAGCCUUCAAGAUGGCCGACGCCCUCCUUCGCUCGCACCCCAACGCCCCCCACCCCCCCCCCAAAAGCCUUUCUGGAUAGACCCGUUGCCACGACGAUGGAGACAUUUCCUCCCUCAUGAACCAGCCGGCGGGAGGAACCGUGGGGAAACGAGACUCUUUGUAUUGUUUAACCCAACCAUCUGGAAUCAGGACCUUUCGUCCCCUCCUUUUUCUCCCCUCCUCUCUCUCCCUCCGCUCCUCUCUCUCCCUCCCCUCCUCUCUCCCUCCCCUCCUCUCUCUCCCUCCGCUCCUCUCUCUCCUCCCUCCUCUCUCCUCCUCU